AUGGAGAGGACAAGCAGCGUUAGAAGGGCCAUGGCCAGGCAACAUAAAGGAGAAGUCAUGAUUGCUGGAGAACAACUCAGGUUGAGACUACAUGAUGGAAAACUGAUCAAGGACCGACGCUACCACCUGCGCACCUAUCCGAACUGCUUUGUGGCACAGGAACUUAUAGACUGGCUCGUGAGCCAUAAGGAAGCUCCAGAUCGAGCUACAGCUGUCUGCCUCAUGCAGCACCUCAUGGAUCAUGACAUCCUUCACCACGUCUGUGACAAGAGGUCAGUAUUAAAGGAUGCCAAACUGCUGUACCGGUUCCGCAAGGAUGACGGCACAUUUCCCUUCAAUACAGAGGUGAAAAUCUUCAUGAGAGGACAACGUCUCUUUGAACAUCUAAUAGGGGACAAGAACUCCAUUCUGCAGUUAAGAGAGGAGCAUGGUGUUGUAUAUCAGCGCACUUUUCCUGGCUGCCAGUUGAUCGACUGGCUCCUUCAGAACGGAGAGGCAGAGAGCCGGCGUCGGGGACUGGAGCUGUGCCGCACAUUGCAGGAGCAUGGCAUCAUUCAGCACGUGGCAAAGAAGCAUGACUUCUUUGACAGUGGACUGCUGUAUCAGUUCUGCAUCAAUUUUCGCCGCAGACGCCGUCUAUCUGAACUGUUAGAUGAAAGUGAACAAGACAACGAAGCUGUGGCGGUGUCGACUCAACAGGACAACCAUCCUGACAGUCCAUUUGUUCUGCACAAAAGCUUACCUCAGGAGGGCAGCAGUGCUUUCCAGUCUGUGGGGUCAAGUAAAGAUCUGAAACAAGUUGCCAGUGGGCGUCGAGGCAGCUUAAAUUCCCUUCAGCCUCACUCUGCGGGAUUUCCACCUUUUGUCCAGCUAUCUUCAACUUCGGUUAGAUGUAAUCCUAAAUCAGUACUAAGAAGACAUUUUACAUGUGACGAGUUAUUGGCCCCUGGUGCUCCUUUCAUGAAGAAAGUGUUGACGGUGAUAGGAGAUGCCCUGGCCUGGGGCUUUGUUGUCAGAGGCAUGGCUCCCUGUUAUGUGCAGGCGGUUGACCCUGGAAGCCCUGCAGCAGCUGCUGGAGUUAAGGUGCGGCAGUUUGUGUGCCAGGUGAAUGGACAGUGUGUUCUCAACCUGGACUACAGGACAGUCACCAGGCUGGUAAUGACUGGGCCUCUCACUGUGGUACUGGAAGUUAUGGAACCACUGGAAUGA
Molecule: messenger RNA, 1209 nt
Organism: Cottoperca gobio
Lineage: Eukaryota; Metazoa; Chordata; Actinopteri; Perciformes; Bovichtidae
Product: DEP domain-containing mTOR-interacting protein
Exons: 9
Coding region: 1-1209 (402 amino acids)
Biological process (GO): positive regulation of GTPase activity; G protein-coupled receptor signaling pathway; regulation of signaling
Cellular component (GO): plasma membrane
Molecular function (GO): protein binding; guanyl-nucleotide exchange factor activity; GTPase activator activity
Source: RefSeq, a predicted model, not a curated record